This is a messenger RNA of Gossypium raimondii (Peruvian cotton), 3206 nucleotides long. RefSeq names its product PWWP domain-containing protein 3. The transcript has 2 exons. Bases 130 to 2946 code for a protein of 938 amino acids. Lineage: Eukaryota; Viridiplantae; Streptophyta; Magnoliopsida; Malvales; Malvaceae. The record is from RefSeq and is a predicted model, not a curated record.
AAAAGAGGGUCUCCGCACUUCCUUCUGUACGAUCUUCUUCUUUAAAAUCCGGACCAAGUGCUCUUUUGUCGUAAAUCUCCAAUCCUCAAAACUCACCUGCACACAAAUAAACCCUUAAUUUUCUUCUUCAUGUACAGGGGGGAAAACAUGGAAGCUUUUGAAAAGCCAACUGAAACCCUUACUGGGGAUAAGUCUUUAGACCAAGAUGCUAAUGAAGGUUCUAAAGCUGGUGGGUUAACGGUUGAAAGAUCAUGGGAAAAUGGUUUUAGGGUUUCUAUAAAUGGAAAGGGAGGUUCUUGUGUUGAUGAAGAUGGUGAGGGACUUGAGGAUUCUGAAUUGAAUGGGGUUUCUUCUUUGUUACAAAUGAAAGGAAGUGUUAGGAACAUUGAUGUUAAUGGUGGAAGGAGUGAUAGUGGUGAAGGGUUUGGCACUCUUUUAGGUGCUGUUGAUGAAAGUAAAGAAAUUGGUGCUGAAAAUGUAUUACCAAACGAUGACGAUGAAAUGGUGGAAUUGGAUGAGAAAGACAAUGGUGGGAAGAUGGUGACGAAUGAAAUAGAUGACGACGAUGGUGAUGGUGGUGGUGUUGGUGGUGAGUUCUCUUCUGGUUAUUUUGUGUGGGGUAAGAUUAAGAGUCAUCCAUGGUGGCCGGGGCAGGUCUAUAAUCCAACUGAUGCUUCAGAUUAUGCGGUGAAAAUGCGGCAGAAGGGAAGACUCCUUGUUGCGUACUUUGGGGAUAGUUCGUUUGCGUGGUGCCUUCCGUCUCAGUUGAGGCCUUUUGAGGAGAAUUUUGAGGAUAUGUCGAAGUUGAGUAGCUCUAAGAACUUUGUCAAUGCUGUACGGACUUCUGUUGAUGAAAUCGGCCGACUUGUUGAGUCGAAGAUGACUUGCUCGUGCGUUCCGAAGGAGAAUUGUAUUGGACUCGACCGACCUUUAGCUGCAAAUGCUGGGAUAAAGGAAGGAGUUCUUGUGCCUGAAGGUGGAAUUGGAAAGGUUUCAGUUGGUCUCUUUGAGCCAAAAGAAGUUCUUGGUAAAUUGAAACAAAUUUCGCAGGCUGUUUCUACGUGUAAUUUGCUUGAAUGUGCAGUGUUGAAGGGUUGGCUUUCAGCUUUUAAUCGAUCAAUAGGGCGCAUUGGAAUGCCGGUGUACUAUGAACCCCUGUCCAUUCUGGAUGUUGAAGAAAAUGUUAGAACUCUUGUUGUGGAUAUGAGUGAUUAUAGUGAGGCAGUGGGAAUCCCAAUCACAGGGCCGGUCGAAGAAGAUUGGAUUUCUUCUUCGUCCUGUCCAAAAUCUGGCCAAGGCAGUCGGACUUUGUUGAGGAGUCUGGAUAUUUCGGAGGAUGCCAUGUAUCACAGGAGGAAGCAGAAAAGCAUUGCUGAAAUUUUAAAAGGUGAUUUAGAUGUACAGGCUCAUAAGGUCUCAAAGUCCAGCAAACCAGCAUCCUCAUCUCGGAGAAAAAAGACGAAAGGCAAUGAUAAAGUUAAUGGUGAUGGUGGAAGUGAUUCGAGUUUCGUACCAAGAAAGGGGAAGGGAAAUGAGCUUUCAGGAUUAAAUGCUGAAGUUGAUUUCAUUGGGGCCAAUGAAGGAAUGGAUAAGGUUUAUUCAUCAAGGGGAAGGAAAACAAAGAUUAAACAAGCAAGCGAUAAUGACGGUGAUAAUCGGGGCAAAGAAGAUACUGAUAACCAACCUGUUUCGACUAAAAGGAAAUUGAAUGUUGGUUCUGGUAUCAGAAGGAUUGAUGCUGAAACUAAGGACCUAUUUGAGAGUGGUUCUUUUACUAGAGAAAGGAAGAAAAGCAAGUACUUAUCUCCUCCUUACACAAGUUCAACUGGGAAGCUAAGGAAAGCCGACAUAGAAGAUGAAUCUGUAGAGGUUUCCAGUGACACCCGAUUCGGGGAGACAAUGAGCAAGGCUACUGACAACCUUGUUACAGGUAAAGGGAAUGAAGUCCCUGAAGAAGUUCAUGCAGAGCAAGAAGCCUUGAAUGAAUCGAAUUUUCUUACACCUAAACGAUACCCGAAUCAGAUGAAUGAUCUUGCAAAAGUUGAAAUUCCUGCUAAUGAAGUUCUAGUUGAAGUCCGAUCCAUGGCUCUUAGUCCUCAAUAUCAAAGGAAAAACAGCUCUUUUGAAUUUGUUGUGGAGUUUUUAUCUGUAUUUAGAAGCUCAGUUUAUCGAGAUGGAUCUGACUACAAAAUGUAUAAUCAGUUCGAGCAUCAGAAAAAGAGAAAAUCUCCGGACUUUUCUACUGUGUCAUCGGGAAGCAACCGAUCUAUGGCUGGUCAUGUUCCCUCUGGACAUAAAUCCCAUAAGAAAAAAGUUGGAAAGAAUGAAGAAACAAAGAUGGGUGAAUCCAAACCCAGACAAGCAACCAGGGCGUCACUGAAGAAAACUGAGAAACCGAAGGCAUAUACUCCUAAAAGGAAGCAAACUGCCAUUGCUGCAGCUGGAAAUGAUUUACCUGCUGCCCUCUUUGUGACAUUCGGCCCUGGAUCCUCAUUGCCUACAAAGGACGAUCUUAUCCGAAUAUACAGCAGAUAUGGAGCUUUAGACAUGGAGGACACUGAUAUGUUCUUCAGUAAUUUCUGUGCUCGUGUUGUCUUCUUAAGAACCUCCGACGCCGAACAAGCCUUCAGCAGUUCACAAAAUGAUAGUCCUUUUGGAUCUGCCAAUGUCAGUUUUCGGCUUCGACUUCACCAGGCUGCAUCAGCUCAUAACAAGACGGAAAUACCAAGUGCCAAAAAACCUUCUCUAGCAAAGGAAAGAUCAACAAAGUCUUUGGCACCUGGAAAUUUGGAGCUGAACUACAUCAAGCAGAAGCUCGAGACGCUGACAUCAAUGCUGGAGACAUCAGAGGAAACAAUGUCAUCAGAGGCUAAAUCCAAAAUACAGAGCGAGAUAAAAGGGCUGUUGGAGAUGGUAAACACAAUGGUUGAAUCAUCAUCAUCUUAGGCAAAAAAGUAGUCACUUUUAGGAUGUAUGGAUAUGUAGAAGUGUAUGUUACGUCAUUGCUGUUACAUACAUUUGGUUAGGAUUUUGUAAGAAAUACUUAGGUAAGUAGUUCAUAGUUACCAUUUGCAUAUGUUGAAAUCAGCACAUGCUAUAUAUAUAUAUAUAUAUAUAUGGCAUAAACUGCAGUAGUUGAAUUCUGUUUUCAUUGGAUACAAAUUCUGUUACUAUUGAGCAUACUGGAAUCAGAUUUUUCUUCUAAA